GCUCGGCGGCCACUAUCGACGACGUUUGUCACAUACGGGUCUGUCAUCAACGCUCUGCUGGUCUUUAAAAUCUACUUCGUGCAUGUGCCAGCAGGACUGGGUCUGAUUGCUGCUUGACUGCAUACCUCAAGGCGGCGUCGACAGCAAAUUAUUCACGGGUUGCUCGCUUGCGUGGACCAAGCAUUCACCGUGAUGCUCGCCCAGGUCGUGCGGUGCAAGCCGUUACGCACCGUUCGCGCCCCUCUGCCGCGCGUCCUAUCUACUUUUGCCAUCCUACGACAAGCCCACGUCCUCCAACUACACCACCGACAUCUGAGCACAACCCUAACUCUCUUCUUGCCACGCGACCGGCACCCCACACACCUACACAACCUCCUUACAAACAAGUACGGUUUUUGUCCAUCCUGCGAGGCACCUUACCUCCUCGCACUCCCAAUAUGUGCCGAAUGUGGAAACAUCGGCGUCCUACCCCCCCGUGUGAACUACUUUGACCUGUUCGAGCUGGAGAAAGAUCCAAGGCGAGGGGCGUUCGACUUGGAUGAGAAGAUCCUCAAGCAGAUGUAUCUCGGGAUGCAAAAGAUAUGUCAUCCGGAUGCGUGGAGUACGAAGAGCGAGGAGGAAAGAAAGCGCGCGGAGGACAUAUCAUCUAUCCUGAAUACGGCAUACAGUACCCUCCUGACGCCAUUAUCCCGAGCGCAAUACAUACUUUCACAAAAAGGGAUAGACCUCAUGGAGACCGAUUCCCUCGGUCAGGAUCACUCCGAGUUUCUAGCCCAAGUGCUCGAGACCCGUGAGCUGCUGGAAGGGCCUCUGAACUUCCAGGAGCUGGAAGCGAUCCGGACGCGGAACGACGAUCGGGCGACGUAUACUGUUGAACGGCUCAGUCAGCUAUUUAGAGAGGGCAACUGGGAACAGGCCAGAGAAGAUGCGAUCACGUUGCGCUACUGGCAGGGGAUUGAGGAUGCGGUCAAGGAACGGUUGAGCGAGUGA
Messenger RNA from Dacryopinax primogenitus, 990 nucleotides. RefSeq lists its product as uncharacterized. The transcript has 3 exons. NCBI's taxonomy places the organism in Eukaryota, Fungi, Basidiomycota, Dacrymycetes, Dacrymycetales, Dacrymycetaceae. Bases 193 to 990 code for a protein of 265 amino acids. The record is from RefSeq and is a predicted model, not a curated record. Gene Ontology annotation, biological process: [2Fe-2S] cluster assembly; protein complex oligomerization. Gene Ontology annotation, cellular component: mitochondrion. Gene Ontology annotation, molecular function: protein-folding chaperone binding; ATPase activator activity.